AUGUAACACACAGGCCACAGUCUUCUCAAUGCUUACUGAGGACCAAGCAAUCUUUAGUGAAUAGCCGGAGCAACGUUAAGCCUACUUAGAUAAAGAAGGAAAAAAAGCAACUUUACCCGCUAUUAAUUAUACUUGAGACUCUUCAUAUUGGCCUAUUAACUGUAAGACAAUUUGCAGCCCUGGAGCACUCUAACAGAAACCAAGUUUUACGGAUGCAAGACAGAAGCUGUGGCCAGGCAUUGCCUCUUUCUUUAAUGCUGAAGGAUGCUUACUGUGCAGAGAGAGGCACCAGUAAGGGACAUCCUGAAAAUAUGUCAGAAGCUUCAUCCAACCAUGAAUUUUUCUAUGAUUCCCUACCGGACAUACAGAACGGGGAAUUUUCAAAUGAACUUUCUGCCUUCCUUACCCAGGAGGAGAUAUGUAAGAGCCUUGACAUAGCUCAGGAAGCCAUUGCUAAUUCCAUGAAGGAGGAUCAGAAUGCAUCACCAGACUUUACUCAUUAUUUCAACACCGCUCUUUCUAGCACUUCAGAAAAUCUUUCUUUCAGAGAUACCAAACUGCAUGAGCAAGAUGCUUUACAGAGGCCUCAAGCAAGCAGUCUGACUUCAUCUGCUGCAAGUCAUGUUCUCCCAGGGAAUCAGAAAGAGCAAUCCACUGCACCUCAAACAGCAAGUAGUUUUGUCACAGUUUCCAGGAGGCAGGCAAGCACCUCACCUUUGCUAACUGCUAGUCCCAGCUUUGUUAGAAGCCUGAGACAUUCAGAAAAAGAUGGCCCAGAUAUGCCCAAGACAAGCCCAAAUUCCGAAUCGGCAUCCCAAGGAGAAGUUCCUUUCAGGAACAAGCUGUGUGACAAAGCUGCCACAUUCAUAGAGGAAUUGUCAUCUAUAUUUAGACAGGCAGCAAAGACAAGAGGUCGAAGUCCUGAUGGGGACUCCUCUUCUCCAGACAGUGGAUACCUGUCUCCUAAAAAGAAACAACCAGCUGUAAGUACCUCAGUGAACCAGGAGUUUGACAGGCCACAUCAAGAGCCUGAGCCUGAGACAAAAUUAUCUGGAGUUCAUCUGAAUGAACACUUUUCUGAAAGGGAAAGCAUCACUCAGAGCGAAAUGGUCCUUUGCCACCCCUUCAUCAACAUGGAAGAGAAUGAACCUUCACCACCUCAAUUCACUCAGAAGCUCCGGAGCCAGGAAGUUGCUGAAGGAAACAAAGUAUUGCUGGAAUGCAGAGUUGCUGGCAACCCAGUCCCUGAUGUCAGAUGGUUCUGUGAAGGAAAAGAACUCCAGAAUACGCCUGACAUUCAGAUCCGUUCUGGAAGUGGAGGACUUCAUUCACUAAUUAUAGCAGAAGCCUUUGAAGACGAUACUGGACGCUAUACUUGUCUGGCUUCAAAUUCCGUUGGUUCAGAUAGUACAUCAGCUGAAAUAUUCAUUGAAGGUGCCAGUUCCACAGACUCGGAGAGUGAAAGUUUAAUUUUCAAAUCAAAAUCUGGAGCUAUGCCACAGGCCCAAAAGAAAACCACCUCUGUUUCCUUGACAAUAGGAUCUUCCACACCAAAGUCUGGAGUCACCACAGCUGUGAUUCAACCUAUCUCUGUGCCCAGUCAGCAGGUUCAAAGCCCUACUUCAUAUCUGCACCGUGUGGAUGGACCUAAGUCUAUCUAUUCUGCACCCAUUUUUACAAAGGAACUACAAAACUCCACAGCAUCUGAGGGACAAGUUGUGGUAUUGGAAUGCAGGGUCAGAGGACCCCCUCCCAUUCAUGUUAAGUGGUUUCGACAGGGCGUUGAAAUUCAAGAUUCUCCAGACUUCAGAAUUCUCCAAAAAAAGCCACGAUCUGCAACUGAACCUGAAGAGAUAUGUACCCUUGUAAUUGCAGAAACUUUUCCUGAAGAUUCAGGACUUUUCACAUGCACAGCAACAAAUGAACAUGGUUCAGUAACAAGCAGCGCGCAACUAACUGUCUGCUCAGCCAACUCAGAAAGCUCCGCUCAUGAAUCACUGACAAGAGAAUCCAACAGUGAUGAUUUCCAUCAUUUCCCACCACUUCCUCCAGUUGAAAUUAGCUCUCUUGAGUUUCCUCCUAAGAAACAUUCAGAGACCCACCAAGCAAACAACAGUGAGUUGAGAUCUGGUGUGACAGCCCUUCAACUACAGCUCAAUUCUUCUGAGGAAAAAACAAAUGGCAUCCAUCCCAUUCAUGGAGUAAAUGGAAUGAUUAACAGCAAGCCAAAUGGUGAUAAAUCCAUCCCACCUCCAGCUGUCUUGCUUUCACCCGCAAAGGAGCCACCACCUGUGCUUGCCAAACCAAAGCUGGACCCUAUAAAAAUACAGCAGCUGCAGAACCAAAUUCGUCUGGAGCAAGAAAGUGGCCAGUGGUAUCGUCACCAACAGCAACCUGACCAUCAUCAGCACCCUCCCUCUUCUCCUUCCUUUCCUCCUCCCCCCUCCUUCCAGGAGCUUGAGUCCAGCCAGUCUGUCACCUCUCCUGUGCCAAUGAGUAUUCUUAACUCUCAUACUUCCCCAACCAUGCAGUCUUCCAGCUCCUUCAACUAUGCUCGGCCUAAGCAGUUCAUUGCUGCUCAGAAUAUCAGCCCUGCUUCAGGUUAUGUGACUCCGUCUUCAGGAUCAUCUACAUCCAGCCUUCCUUCUCCUAUGUCUCCAACUGCUUCUCAGAAACAGUUUGGGAGAGUGCCUGUUCCCCCUUUCCCUCAGCAGUUUGCUCCAGAAGGGGAGUACGCCUGGUCUCCUUCUUCUCCAUCCCCUCCACCCCCACCUCCACCUGUCUUUAGUCCAACCACGACAUAUCCAGUGUGUGAUUCCUUUCCUCUUCCACCUCCUCCGCCCCCUCCUCUUCCUUCAGUUUCUUCACCUUCCCACAGCCUGUCUCCAACUCCCAGAUUUCCUAAUUCCGGCCAGUCUCCAGCAGCUUUUCUCAGCUCCAUGCUGCCAUCCCAGCCACCACCCGUUUCUGUCAACGCAUUAGGCCUCCCAAAAGGAGUGACUCCUCCGGGAUUUCCCAAGAAAACAGGCAGAACUGCUAGGAUAGCAUCAGAUGAAGAGAUUCAAGGGUCAAAAGAUGCUGUAAUUCAGGAUCUGGAAAGAAAACUUCGCUUCAAGGAGGACCUUUUGAACAACGGGCAACCGAGAUUAACAUACGAGGAGAAAAUGGCUCGUCGAUUGCUGGGAGCAGACAGUGCUGCAACUGUCUUCAAUAUACAGGAACCAGAAGAGGAGCCUUCUAUACAGGAAGCUCGCUCUGUUGGUGCUUCUGUAAUGAGUCCUGUGGAUAUUCAAAAGGAGUAUAAAGUCUCCAGUUUUGAGCAAAGAUUGAUCAGUGAGAUUGAAUACAGGCUGGAGAGAUCUCCUGUGGAAGAAUCAGAUGACGAGGUGCAACAUGGAGAUGAACCUAUUGAUAACAGUAUGUCACCAUAUUUUGAGAUAAAGCUGAAGCAUUACAAAAUCUUUGAGGGAAUGCCAGUCACAUUUACAUGCAAAGUGGCAGGAAAUCCAAAGCCAAAGAUUUAUUGGUUUAAAGAUGGGAAGCAAAUUUCUAAACGAAGCGAUCACUACCGAAUUCAAAGAGAACCUGAUGGAACUUGCUCCCUGCAUACGGCAGCCUCCACCCUGGAUGAUGAUGGGAAUUACACUAUUAUGGCUGCUAACCCACAGGGCAGAAUAAGCUGCACGGGCAGGCUGAUGGUUCAAGCCGUAAAUCAAAGAGGCCGCAGUCCUUGGUCACCCUCUGGUCAGCCUCAUAUCAGAAGACCACGAUCUCGAUCAAGGGACAGUGGUGAUGAAAAUGAACCAAUUCAGGAAAGAUUCUUCCGGCCUCAUUUUCUGCAGGCUCCUGGAGACCUGACCGUUCAAGAAGGAAAACUCUGCAGAAUGGACUGCAAGGUUAGUGGAUUACCGACUCCAGACUUAAGCUGGCAACUUAAUGGAAGACCAAUUCGCCCCGAUAGUUCUCACAAAAUGUUGGUGCGUGAGAAUGGCGUGCACUCCUUGAUCAUAGAACCAGUCACAGCCAGAGAUGCCGGAAUCUACACGUGUGUUGCCAGCAAUCGAGCUGGGGAAAACACAUUCAGCCUGGAGCUCAUCGUUGCAGCUAAGGAAGUACACAAAGCACCUGUGUUUAUAGAGAAGCUACAAAACACAGGUGUGACUGAGGGAUUCCCAGUGCGACUGGAGUGUCGAAUCUCGGGGGAGCCAUCUCCUCAGAUAUUUUGGAAGAAAGAGAACGAGUCACUCACAUACAACACCGACCGAGUGAGCAUGCACCAGGAUAACUACGGCUACAUUUGCCUGCUUAUUCAGGGAGCUACAAAGGAGGAUGCGGGCUGGUACACCGUGUCAGCUAAGAAUGAGGCUGGGAUUGUGUCUUGCACUGCCAGGUUGGAUGUUUAUACUCAGUGGCAACAACCACCUCAGACAACCAAGCCAAAGAAGGUGCGGCCCUCAGCCAGCCGAUACGCUGCACUUUGUGACCAAGGACUAGACAUCAAAGCAGCUUUCCAGCCUGAAGCAAAUCCAGUCCACCUGACGAUGCAAUCCGGCUUGGUAGAGAGCGAUGAUCUGUAGAUCCAACUGCCACUUCCAUCAUUUUCUUUCGAAGCAGAAACACUGAAGCCAUUGCCUUGACCAAUGAUACUCCUAUGUCACUUUAUGCAAAGGCAAACACCUUCAAGUACAAAAGAUAAACAACAAACACAAUAACCAUAUAUUCCUUAUUCAUUAUACCAAAUUAGAAGAAUAGAUAGAUUAUUAAUAGAGAUGUACACAUUGCACAACAAAUCACAUUCACCAGUUCCUUAUACCUAAGUUGCUUCAGCUCUUACGAAUAACCCUUUUCAUAAAGGCCAAAAUACAUCAGAGAGACAGAUUUUUCAGAGGAGAACACUGUUUAUCACUACGUGCCUUCAUAAGCAAUAAGUAGAUACUACACAAUCGUAAUGGUGCAAGAUGUUUUAUUUGAGACCAUUAGAUCACAGAGAAAAUUAGAAUGUAUGGUUAUCUAUAGUUCUAAAAUGGCAACGCAUUCUGAUAGCGACAAUGAACAAGUGCAAUAUUGUAAGAAUAAAACAGGAAAGGACAAGGAAGAGAAACGUAAGCCAAUGCUGUAUCUCUGCAAACUGCUUUCUGUUCUACAAUGAAAAAAAUAUCUUGCCUUAAAUGCUGUUGGUAUGGACAAUUCUAUAAAGCAACAUCAACACCCUAAUUUUAAAUUCCUUUGUAUUUUUCUUUUUUUGCCAUCUAGGAGGAGGCUUACUUACAAACAUACCGCAAAGACAGUUUAAGCGUAAGCAAUUUAACCUCUUCAAGAUAAUGAAGCAAGAGCUGACCUGUAACAGCAGUCUACUCCAGACCAUAAAUAUUGGUAACUAGACAGGGGAAAAAUGGUGGGAGGGGACGUGGCAAGAGAUUGAACCUCUCUAUGGAAUUCCUAAAGACAGUCUGUAACCUCGUCAUGUUCCCAUUCGAGAAUCUGAAAUUCUACGGUGAGACGAAAACUAGGGAGUGUACGUAUGGCACGUUCGACUGUUUAAAGCUUGUGUAAUGUGUAUGAGGAUUUUGGAAAUGUAUUGUAAGUGAAAAAUGGGUUGAGACUGCAAUAUGAACUUAAAUGACAAGUAUACACCACAGGUGAUAAGCUUGCAGAUCUGAGGAAGUAGAAAAUGAAGAUGGACAAAACCAACAUCAAAUUUGCGCUUUUUUUUUUUUUUCUUCUUAACUUAACACAUGUCUCUGGUAGAUUUUAUUUUUUUCUGCUCCCGAUUGCAGACAAAUGACAGCUCUGUUAAUGGGUAGAGUCUGUGCGCCGCAGAUGAAAAGCCUGAAGGCUAGUUUCAGAAUGCAAGGCAAAUCCCCAUCAAACUGGAGCCCCCCCUAAGCCAGCCCUGCCUAGGUAGUUUUAAAUUAGAACCACAUGGAUUUCAGAUGAAGGGGAGGGAGGGAUGGAAGAAUUACUAGGCCUGACAAGGAAAAUGAGCAUUUGAUGGUACGAGCAUACUUCGCUAUGAAAGGAAAACACUGUAUUCCUUAUAUGAAGCACAUAUAUGGUAUCUUUCAUUAUUUAUAAUAAAAGUGUUGAAAUCUUUUAUCUCAGUUCAGUUAUUCAGAAGUCCUGUACUUAGGGGUUUUUUUUAAUUUUGUAAUUGUGUACACCAUAUAUUGCAUUACUGCUAUACGUGUAUUGCUUUGUUAGUACACAAAGUUUGUUUUGUUUUUUAGUGACUAAUAAACUUUAGCACAUAAGGUAGUACUGUUCUGGUGCAGGAUAUGACCAGUUACGGGGAUCGUUAAUCUAGAUUAACGUCAUAGUCUGUCAUGUGGGAAUAACCUGAUUCUAUUCUAGAAAAAGUAUGUCAUAUCAUUUGCCAAAUUUUUCUUGACUGUGACAUGCUACUUUACUUUUUUGUUUAGCUUCACUAGCAUUAUUUUGCCACCUUUUAUUUGUAUUUAUAAAAAAAAAUGUAUUAUCAUUACUUUGGAUUGUUGUGCUGAUAUAAUGUGGGUUUAACAUCAAUAAAUAUUACACAAAUAGAAAGUUUUCCUUCUGGUAAAGACUAUUAACUCUUUCAGUACAAGCACCCAAGUGUAAGAUUUAGAAAUUUUAAAUACUAUGAAUACAGAUGAAAUGAGGGCUAUAUGCAGCAUCUAAAAAUGACCAGAAUUUAUCAAAAUAUUAUGCUUGUGAUCAAGAAUCUUGUUUAAAAAAAACGGAGGAACACGACCCAUAAAUUCAAAUAAGCUUUUGCCAAAUAAAAGUACCUGAAGAUGCUUUUUUUUAAUAGGUAACAAAAUAAGCAGGUCUAUUUUAUGUGUCUAGUAGCUGCAAUACGACAUCACUUACAACUGAUCCUAAGGGCAUGGCCCAAGUGCUGGUAAACUGGUGUAAGAACAGUCUUCUAAGAAGGCAAUACCAACAUUAAAAAAUAAAAUGUUAACAUUUACUUGUAAAAUCCUGAAUAUUAACUAGCUUCUCCUUCUUUCCUUUCUGUGCAAAGAUACUGGGAAAGAUGCAAGAUAAUAAUUUUUUUUCUUCUAGGUUUACAUUUCAAGCAUUGAUCACUAGAAACAGAAUUAUCUCAGCAAUUAAGUGAGCAGUGACAUUAACGGUGAUACUGCAACUGCAGUCAAUGGAGUUCUGUCUGCUUACAGUACAUUUGUCUUUGGCUUAGAGGCUAAAAAACUGAGACUGCUCUUGUGAGCUGGCUGAAGAUGAGGUCAUCAGUGCUUUUUGCCUCUGUAUAUAUGUAGAGACACACACUUAAGUAGUAAAUCACAUCUCUAAGCAGCAAAGUUGUUUUUAUGAAAACACUCAGCUGUGCUGUUACUUAGUUACUGGGACUGUUUGGGUUUACAAAUUCAGAGAUAGAAGUGUGGCACAGGAAAACGACAUACUUUUCAAGCCAAAAAUCUGAAAUUCUUGGAAGCAUCAAAGUAACUUUCAGAAGUUUAAUCUCCCUCCGCAAACUCCAAAGAUAGAUAGUACGACUUGACAGUGUACUUUUAUCAUUUCAUAGGACUAAAAAAAGAAGUCCUAUUUUUUUGCGAGACUUCAGGUUUAGCUCUGGGAAGACUCCAAAUUAUUUAGGAAGCUGCUCAGUCCUAGAGCAUUCAAAGCAAUCAAAGACUCAAUGCAACUACAUUCAGGACGAUGACAGAACCCUCUGUCAAGAGCACCAACAAUGAGGUGCAAAAUUCCACAUGCAUGAAGUUUGUUUCAGCUGGUGGUGUACCUUACCACACAACCCCUUUUUCCUGCAACUUCACCACCAGAACAACAAUUAGUUAACAUAAAUUUUCUUCCCUCACAGCCAACUGGGGGUUGGAGAUCAAAACCAAGCUACAGUACAAUUUGAAACCCUAGUUUAUUAAUCCUAGUUUCUUUCUAUAUCACCACUUUCAAAGACCAUUUUAAUUCACUUAGUUUGUACGCUAAUAAAUGCCUUGAUUCUCCACCUAUGGACAACUACAUCCUUAGCUCCGCCAGCAGCCCAAAUGGACUUACUGUGUCAGUAAAUACUUCACGAGAUCACAUUAUCCAUCGUGUCAUGAUGCUGAGGAGAUGAGCUGCGUGCUCCGGCUGCGUGACCCAGCUGUGUGGUAUAGAGGGAUUAACGCAGGCACUGGAAAUGCCUGCUCAGGUUAUGCACGUUGACAACAGACCUGAUUCAUGGCCUCACAAUGCAGCUGUACAUGCAAGGGGCACAAUUUGCUGACAUUUAGCUCAUUCUCCUGAAUUAGCUAAAAGAAAAAGCCCUCCCCCCCCGUAGUUUUUCUGUAUGAACAGAACCAUGAGCACUUAAGACACAUCAGGCAGAUGAAAACCCAGCUCCUGCCCCAAGAACUUUACAGUCUAUUCCAGACAGCACACAGUAUUCUUUAACGUGUCUUAAAGUUUGCAACUGUAAUUC
Chroicocephalus ridibundus (black-headed gull) is the source of this 8416-nucleotide messenger RNA. It is a transcript of the gene PALLD, whose product is annotated as palladin, cytoskeletal associated protein. The transcript has 23 exons. The coding region runs from base 213 to 4577 and encodes 1454 amino acids. Gene Ontology annotation, molecular function: axon guidance receptor activity; protein kinase activity. The record is from RefSeq and is a predicted model, not a curated record. Gene Ontology annotation, cellular component: axon; neuronal cell body; plasma membrane. Gene Ontology annotation, biological process: homophilic cell-cell adhesion; synapse organization. Lineage: Eukaryota; Metazoa; Chordata; Aves; Charadriiformes; Laridae.